AUGCCAUCAUUAUCUUCACAAUGUGAUGAAACUACCAGAUUGUACAUCGGGAAAAAAACAUUGACAUUGCCUCCAUCAAUCGAAGCGAUACGACCGAACACCACCCCAAUCCUCGUCGGGUAUGAAUUUUUUCAACAAAGCAAAAAAUUAGAAAUAGAAUUAUCUUCGUCUACCCCUGCGACCGCACUGCCAUUUUUCUACACUAGUUUCCAGUGCCAAUGUUGAUUUCCACAAUGCAUCGUAUUCUCAGCUGCAGUUGCAGUUGAAAUGGAAUGUCCCCCGUCCACAGCAUCAAGCGCAACCCCGUCCUGCCUUUAAGUGAGGCACAUAAUAAAAGAUUGAUUUUAUGCAUUGUCGAUGAGACGCGGCGGGCACGGCGUACAAUGACAGAAAAGACAAAAGAACGCAUAUCUUCGGGAACAGGCUUGUCGUGAGGAACAUCUAUGUGACCGAUGUCGAUUGAAUUGUUUUCACAACGCAGCAGCUGCUGCUGCUGUUGGCCCCAGGGAAGAAGAAGAAGAAGAACUCAACACAUUGAAAAGUACUAUGUUCUUCUUGGUAGUUGGGGAAGCGAAUGUUUUUUUUUCGCAACGCCCCUCAGGAUUCUUGUUCGUGUCAGCACGAAGAAGCGGAACGUUGUAUGGUCGAUGCUUGGGUAGUGAUACCGCUACAAGAAAAAGAAAUACGCUCGGAGUCGGCUCGGCGCAAGCAUGCACGAUGAUUUCGUCGACAUCGAAUGGCCAAAAAAUAAUGAAUUCAUUGGCAUGAGUGGCCUGCUACGAUGUGCCGCUCGGUGCUGCAAGCUGCUGUUGGCCGCAUGCCGUCCGAGAAGAGCAGUAGAGGGCAAGAAGGACGGUUUGAGCGAACAAGGUGUGGAUCGUUGAAGGCACGCGCAUUUCUCUUAAAUCUAAAGCAUCUGCGCGAGAGAGGAACAUCAACGAACGUUUUUGGAGUUGCGACUCAGGUGUGCGUGUGGUCGCUACCGGAGAUGUAGUAUUUUGAAAAGACGGUGAUCUUCAUGUCACGAGCACGACGUAGUGCUACGGUAUCCAUUCCAUGAUGCAGAACGAGCUCUAUUCACAUCUUCUACAUUUAUUUUUCGUGCAACCAUAAAAAGCUUGAGCUGAAGACAGGUACGGCACGAUGUUGGGCCGCUACUGCGUAGCGGGCAGUUCCCAGUUUCUACGGCGGGCCAGCACUGCCACGGGUCCACUCGUAACGAGUUGCACAGCACCUUCAGCGGCGUCCUGUUUUCAGGUAAAUACUACGAGCUACUUGAAAAUUUUGUAAAUCAAGUUUGAAGACAAAGACAUGAAAAUAGCUGGGCUGUGUGGCAACUACUUCUUCAAAAAUGAUGAACGGUCUGAUGCUAUACCAAUUUUGAAAACACCAGUUGAACACCAAAACGAGCCCCCUGCUGCGAUCUCUGAGCAGCCUUUUCUCCAGGCAGCAGAUUGUGAACUUUCACCACGGAAGCUGUCCCCCUCGUGCUGCUGCAGAUGGAACGACCAGACAAUCGCAGCGCGUUCCGUGCGACAAGAAAAGUAGUGCUUCGCAGCUUUUGCCGAGUAACAUUCAGGAUCUGGCCGACGAGGCGAAACGGCUAUCGGAGGAGGACCCGGCUCGUGCCAGCUUCGUGGUGACCGACAUGGCCCGUGACUCGGUUCAGGGUGCGUGUGUGCGUAUGAACGGUGUGAUGCUAAUCCUGUUCUUGAUGCUGAGUGAAGGCCUGCUCCUGCUGUUCUUCUUCAACUGCUGGUGGUGGCAGUGCUGCUCCAAUUCCUGGCUGCGAGGCGGUAUCAUCUAAGUGGAGGAUGAUGAGUCGAGGUUGUACUACGAUCAUUUAUACCAGUGGGAACAACUACAACAACAUCACGAAAUAAACCAGCGUAAGCACGAACCCCGCCGAUCACGACGACCGCGAUUGCUCGUUGUUGUAUUAAAAGCAAGAAAGAGGAAUCGAAAUGGCAGGCUGGUAAGCAAGUUGAUCUGCAUUGUAGAUGAAAAAAACACGCGCAGUCCUCUCAUGACUCGUGGAAGAUUCAAGGCGCCCGCAGAAGUUCGAAACUACUUUUCGUGUCGUCGUACACAAUGCGGUGCCUGUAGAAACACUUAUUGCAGGAAAAAAGACAGUAAAGUAAGAUUGUGCUCGAUCGCUCCUUCAUCUGGUAUCACUUCGACUUCUCGAUGGUUUAUUCGACCGCACAGAGUAAUAAAGUUAUUAAUAACAUGUAGUUGCGAUCGCGACCGGCACUGUUCACAUUCAGCCGAAUAAAAGGCACACGGUGCCGAAUUUCGGAACUUGUUGGUGCUGUGUCUCCUUGGCGAGAGAUCACUAAUCUGAUUCAACGGCAAAUGGAUUGCGUUCUGAAAACACGAACGCCGGAUCCCUUCUGCUUUGUUGAACGAAAAAGGUCGACGGCGGUGGCUAGUAUGGUUAACGGAAGAGGUGGAAAGCGAUCGGAAAGCGAAAGAACACGCGACAGAACUCACUGUAUUAGUAACAAUAACUUUUAUUGACGUCAGGCGACGGCGGACGUCGAUUGGUACGUAUCAAAGCUCAAGGGCAGAUCUACCAUAGGGCUAAAAAUAUGGUGCCUUGCUUUCGCG
Molecule: messenger RNA, 2610 nt
Organism: Amoebophrya sp. A120
Lineage: Eukaryota; Dinophyceae; Syndiniales; Amoebophryaceae
Source: the annotation of a GenBank genome assembly